Messenger RNA from Peromyscus californicus insignis, 1768 nucleotides. It is a transcript of the gene Alx3, whose product is annotated as ALX homeobox 3. Gene Ontology annotation, molecular function: DNA-binding transcription factor activity, RNA polymerase II-specific; RNA polymerase II transcription regulatory region sequence-specific DNA binding. Bases 21 to 1055 code for a protein of 344 amino acids. The transcript has 4 exons. The record is from RefSeq and is a predicted model, not a curated record. Gene Ontology annotation, biological process: regulation of transcription by RNA polymerase II. NCBI's taxonomy places the organism in Eukaryota, Metazoa, Chordata, Mammalia, Rodentia, Cricetidae.
CCUGUGCGCCCGGAGCCGGCAUGGACCCUGAGCGCUGCGCGCCUUUCGCGGUGGGGCCGGCAGCGGGUCCCUACGCGGCCGCGGGGGACGAGCCUCCAGGCGCCCAGGGGACUCCCGACGCCGCGCCUCACCUGCACCCCGCGCCACCCCGCGGCCCGCGGCUAAGCCGCUUCCCGGCCUGCGGGCCCCUGGAACCGUACCUCCCAGAGCCCGCCAAGCCGCCCGCCAAGUACCUGCAGGACCUCGGGCCGGGCCCGGUGCUCAACGGCGGCCACUUCUACGAGGGCCCCGCGGAAGCUGAGGAGAAGGCCUCCAAAGCCGCCAGCUUCCCCCAGCUGCCAGUGGAUUGCCGAGGGGGUCCCAGAGACGGGCCCUCUAAUGUACAAGGUUCCCCAGGUCCCUGCCUGGCCAGCCUGCGUGUCGUCCCUCUUUCCCCGGGACUUCCUGACUCCAUGGAGUUGGCCAAGAGCAAGAGCAAGAAGCGCCGAAACCGCACGACCUUCAGCACGUUCCAGCUGGAAGAACUGGAGAAAGUCUUCCAGAAAACCCACUACCCUGAUGUGUAUGCCCGGGAGCAGCUGGCUUUACGCACGGACCUGACUGAGGCCCGGGUACAGGUCUGGUUCCAGAACCGCAGAGCCAAGUGGCGGAAGCGUGAGCGUUAUGGGAAGAUGCAGGAGGGGCGGAACCCUUUCACCACUGCCUAUGACAUCUCUGUGCUGCCCCGAACUGACAGCCAUCCUCAGCUGCAGAACUCCCUGUGGCCCAGUCCAGGGUCUGGGAGCCCAGGGGGGCCCUGCCUCAUGUCUCCAGAGGGCAUCCCUUCCCCGUGCAUGUCUCCAUACUCCCAUUCCCAUGGAAAUGUGGCUGGCUUCAUGGGAGUGCCGGCCUCCCCAGCAGCCCACCCUGGCAUCUAUUCCAUCCAUGGCUUUCCUCCUGCCCUGGGAGGGCACAGCUUUGAGCCUUCUCCGGAUGGUGACUACAAGUCUCCAAGCCUCGUCUCGCUCAGGGUGAAGCCCAAAGAGCCCCCCAGCCUGCUGAACUGGACCACGUGAUGGGUUACCUGGACACAGACUGAGCUGCCCGCUCCUCUUCCUGCUCUCGCCUGCUCCUCACCCAUCUCUACCUGGACACCAGACAGCAAACCCUUUUGCCUCCGUAUCCCGGGUGGUUCCAGAAGCUUGGGAGAGGAGCUGGGACCCUCAGCCUCCUUCAGGGAGCAGGCUAGAGGAUCUUAUCUCUUAAGAUAAGGUAGGGCUGCCUAGGAGAAAGAGACUUCAAAGCAGGCAGAACGACUCUUAGUUAUAAACUGGGUCCCCUCGUUCAAAUUGGGCUAGAGAAAAGGUGACAGACGAUGCCCUGUUUCCUCAAGACGGUUUCUAACUCCUGGGAGGAGGAUGCUAAUGGAACGGGGAGGGGCUCUCUGUGGCACUUAGGGCUGGCCUCGCUUCUGCCUUUCUAACACCAGGGGGCGUUCGCUCAGCGCCUGGAGCUGACAGUACCCAGAAGGCCAGGGUCAGCUUAAUAAAAGGUGGGGGUCUCCUCUGCUCCAAGCAUCCCUCACUCCUUUCUGCCCUGUGCCCAGUCUACCAAGAUACUGUGGAGUCAUUUUCUCCAAGUGGGGGAAGAAAUUUCACCAAACAUUAAAUUUCAUGGGAUCAGGGCCAGGGCUAUGCCAUAGAAACCAUAUUGGAUGUUGAUCAAAAUAAAACAGAUUUUUUUCCAAUCUCUGAGCCCCUGAGACCCGGAUCCCUAUUUUUGUAAAGAU